GUGCGGUCACUUAUCCUUGUCGCUUUGAGUAGACGCCGGCUCCCUCGCUGCUUCUCUGGCGCUGUGGCCGUGUUUUCAGUUAUUUGGAAUUCCACUGGGGACGACGAGAAAGAUAUCACGGCGAUCCUGUAAGAAAGGUUGAAAAAAACGAUGAUCACGAGAUUAUCGGUCACUUACUUUCCCUACUUCCUUACGCCAAUUAAAGCAAUAUGGGCAACUGUCUAAUCUGCGUUUCGCCCGACAAACUCACCGCCGUCGAGCGGUGCGGGAAGUACGAGGGCAUCCGACAGCCCGGUUUGCACGUGCUCGGGGCGGAUGUGUUUGGGUGUUGCAUCCAGACCCGGUCGGUCUCCACGCGAAUCCAGCAGAACCAGGUGACCUGCAGCACGAAGACGAAAGACGACGUGUUUGUGGAGUUUGUGAUCGCGGUGCAGCAGGAGGUGAUCCGAAGCAAGUAUCAACUGCAAAUUUAUCUGUGUGGUCUUGAAGUAAGAUGAUAUGCUUGGCUGACAAGGUUUGUUAUGCUUGGCUGACGUGCCUCUAAGCUCUCUCAUGCUCGGCGGUGCAUGGCUCUCUUUUCUUAUCAUGCAAAAAGAACGCAGUUUGUGUUUUUCGUGCCGGUCACGCGGUGGAUACCAUAUCUCCAGGAGAACUUCUCAUGCUUGACUGCGUACUGAAGUGUGCGCGUUGUUCAGAAAUGAGCAUGACAAGUUUCAGACCCAGACAUGUUUGCCACUUGAUGGUAAGGCGGAGGACGCGAUCUACCGGCUGUCCAACCCCCACGUGCAGAUUGACAGCUUUGUCACGAACGUGAUCCUAUCAAAUGGAGAAAUGUCUGGGUCUGGAAGAAUGCAAGUUUGUCAUGCUAGUCUGGCAUGACUCGAGAAUCUGUGUUGCAUAGGCAAGAAAGAGCCCUCCUAUCUGUCAUGCGAAAAGGCAGUUUAUCAUGCGGAGUACGUAAGACAUGGCAGCCACAAAAUUUGUCAUGCAUAGCUGCGUAUUGUGGCGCGCCUAUCAUUCACUUUUAGCAUUACAAGUUUCCAGACCCAGACAUAUUUGCAAUCCAUACAUCCGGUCCUGCGUCCCGAAAAUGACGUUGGAUGAAGUUUUUGCCGCGAAGGACGAACUGGCCGUGCAGGUGCAGCAGGACUUGGAGUCGAAAAUGACCGAGUUCGGGUUUCAGAUCCACUCCGCUCUCGUGGUCGACGUGAAUCCAGACGGAAAGGUGAAGGACGCCAUGAACCAAAUCAACGCGAAUAAGCGGCUCAGGCUCGCGGCCGCGGACAAGGCAGAGGCGGAUAAGAUCAUACAAGUAUUGAUUAGAAGUACGUGGUUUUCAUCUGUUUUGCCUUCGUUUAAAAAAGAGAAGAUGGAAAAGUGACGCAACAUGGUCCUUGUUAUAAAUAACAAUGUCGUCGUCCUAGUCCUUCAUUCUGGUACUAGCUGUGCCUCCCCGACGUGUUGUAUCACCCCCAGGUGAAAGCCGCGGAAGCGGAGGCGGAGUCCAAGUUUUUGCAGGGGCAGGGUAUAGCCAAGCAGCGGGCCGCCAUCGUGGAGGGGCUGAAAGCAUCUCUGCUGCUUAUCCCGUGUAAAAACGGUCCCACCCCAGAGUUGUCAUGCAGAUUUGCAAUGACAAGCGCAGCGCCAUGACAGGCAUUUCCAAUCGUGUUUUGGAAUUUGUAAUGCUGUAAAACAAGACAAUUGGAUUUGUAAUGCGGCUGUCCUUGGUAACCUGCACUACACUACGCGCUGCAACUUGUCAUGCGUGACUAACAAAGCUUCUAGGUUUGUGUUGCAAAAUCUCCAUCUUCUUGACUCUGGGGCGGGGACGUUUUUACUCAGGACACUGCUUCAGGACGGCCACGCGAGUCCGGAGAAAGUCACCGAGCUCCUGCUGCUCACCCAGUUUUAUCAAAUGCAAAUAUAUCUGGGUCUGGAAAGUUGUGGUGCAAGUCACUGAAUGAUAAACGCACUGUAAGGCGCCACCAAGCAUCACAACUUUGUUCAUGGUUCUGUGUUGGCAUUAUAUUUCGCAUGAGAACAAACUGCGGGCUGCCACGCAAUACAGAUUCCAGAGUCAUGCCAGACUAGCAUGACAAAUCUGGCAAUCUCCCUGGCCCAGACAUAAUUGCAGUGGAUAAGUUUUUCGACACGCUCGAAAAGAUGGCCCAGGGGACCGCAACGACGAUUUUCAUGCCCCACGGGCCCGCGGGGAUGACCAGCAUCGCUGACCAAAUCCGCAACGGCGUCAUGGAAGGCAACGCCGGCAGUGGAGGCGGCCCGCUCGGCGCGCCAAGGCAAGUCAGAAUUUAAAUACAAGCGUGUAAGUUUUUGGAGGUUUCCGAGAAAAAAACCUUGUCACUUCACACUGUGUGACACACAGUUUUUCAAAGACG
This is a messenger RNA of Amoebophrya sp. A120, 2396 nucleotides long. Lineage: Eukaryota; Dinophyceae; Syndiniales; Amoebophryaceae. The record is from the annotation of a GenBank genome assembly.